AAACAUUUGGUAAUUUACUUUUUGAAACUGGACGAGCUAAAUCUCAGGAGAGAAAGAACUUCUUUGCUUUUUAUGGAAAUGGAGACAACGAAAUCUUGACAGUGUGUGUAGUGAGAGGGUCAGACUUUUCCCACCGUCACGAUGCUGGCUCUGUCCAGGUGUUCGACAGCAGCUUUGAGGUGCAGACUAUCCCUACGCUGCUCUGCCCUCUCUGUGGGGAGCUCUACCAUGAGCAGCCAGCCCUCCAUCGCAGCAGGCCCCCAGUUUCUAAGAACCCCGGCUGCUCAGUUUCACCAAAGUAAAGCCAAAGCCAGUCCCGACCCAAACAAACCCGCUUCAGUGUUGUCUUCCGAGUCCUGGCUGCAGGGGGACCUGUUUGGGAUGGGGAUGUGGUCGCUGGGUCUGGGUGCUGUCGGAGCUGCCCUAGCAGGGAUCUUCCUGGCCAACACUGAUCUGUGUCUUCCGAAAGCUGCCAUGGCAUCGCUGGAACAUAUUGGAGAUGCUGACCUGAACUCCACCGUAGACGAUGGCAAGGUCAUCAAAGCGAAGAGUCUGUGGGAGAGGAACGGGGCUGUGGUCAUGGCUGUGCGGCGACCUGGAUGAUUUUUGUGCAGAGAGGAAGCCUCUGAGCUGUCCUCUCUGAAGCCCCAGCUGGAAGAGCUCGGGGUCCCUUUGGUCGCUGUGGUGAAAGAGAACAUCGGCACAGAGAUCGAGGACUUCAGACCGCACUUCGCCGGGGACAUCUACAUAGAUGAAGAGAAACGCUUCUACGGCCCGCUGCAGAGGAAGAUGGGGGGUCUGGGCUUCAUUCGCCUCGGUGUGUGGCAGAACUUCAUGCGAGCCUGGAGGUCCGGUUACCAGGGUAACAUGAACGGCGAGGGCUUCAUCCUGGGGGGCGUGUUUGUCAUCGGACCAGGAGACCAGGGGAUUCUCCUGGAGCACCGUGAAAAGGAGUUUGGCAAUAAAGUGGAGAUUGCAGAUGUUUUAGAAGCUGUCAAGAAAAUUGUGCCACUGAAAUAAGCUGUUUUUGGUACUAAAUUUCUAGAAAAAAUAGCAAUAGACAAGAGCAGGCAAGCUUAUUUAGAUCAAAGCUAGAAUCGAGUAAUAAUUACCAUGCUUAACAUGACAUGUUGAGUUGUCGCCUGUCACUGCUGUACCAAUAUUAUAAUGACAUUUAAGUCUGUUUGCAUGAUCACAGUAUACCUCUGUCUUUUGCACAUUAAGCUAUCUGUUGGUAAAGAAAAUGGAGCUGGGAAAUGCAGGACAGAGUCAAUGUCAUUACAGGAUUUGUUGCUAAUUUUUCCGCUUUACCUCUGCAGACACCUAAAAGUUAGUAUUUUGGAGACGGGUAUUUAAAACAAGGAUAUUAAGGGACCUAAAGGCAGUGUUUUCAUUCAGGUACAUCGAUGUAAAUUAUUCAAUUUAAAGUCCGUUGAAAUUUUCUGCCCUUCAGUGAACCAUAUCUCUUUCAUUUGUAGUUCUAUAAACACCUAGUCGUGGUACAUUUUUAAUAACGUUCCUGUGUGUAACUUUUCUCCUGAUCAGACACCUGAACUUGCCUCCAACAUGGCCGACAAGUGUGUGUGUGUGGUCUGUGUGUGUGAUAAUGACAACUUGACUCUAAACUCAAAGCUGAGAGGAGCAGGUUCGAUGCUCAAACACGCACAGAUUCACCAACUGUCACCGUGUUGAGGCGUGUUCGUGGUGACUGAAGCAGGUGUUGCUUGCAUGUGUGUGUGUGUGUGUGUGAGAUAGAGAGAUAGAGAGAGUAUGUAUCUGUAUGUGUGAAUAGCAGCUGCAGUGAAUAAAAAUCACCCACAACAUAAAUAAAGACCUCAUCACCACAUGUU
Molecule: messenger RNA, 1850 nt
Organism: Thunnus maccoyii (southern bluefin tuna)
Lineage: Eukaryota; Metazoa; Chordata; Actinopteri; Scombriformes; Scombridae
Product: peroxiredoxin-like 2A
Exons: 7
Source: RefSeq, a predicted model, not a curated record